AUGGUCAAGACGGACAAAAAGGCCAAAAGGGCCAAGCAGGGCACCCGCACCACCGCCCUGUCCAAAAAGCGGACUCCUGCAGCCGCACCACCGCCCGUCCUGCUGAUGGACUUGGUCGAGCAGUUUCUGGCCGAAAACUCCUUCGACAAAGCCCACAGCGCCUUCAAGAAGCAGCGCGCGGAGAGCGGUGCCGGUCCCGGUCACAAAGCCACCAGCAGCAGCCAUUCCCUCGUCGGCGUGUACCGGGCUUGGGAAGCGUCCCAGAGCAACGCCCGUGGCAAGGCAAAGGCCACGACCAAGGACACUGACAGCUCCAGCAGCGACACCAGUUCCAGCUCCAGCUCUAGUUCAAGUUCUAGCUCCAAUUCCGACUCUAGCUCUAGCUCCAGUUCCGACUCCAGCUCGGACUCCAGCUCCAGCUCGGACGAGAGCGACAGCUCGAGCUCCGACUCGGACUCGUCUUCUGACUCUGACAGCAAACCCCAAUCCAAAAAGCAAAAGACUGCGACCGCCACCCAGCUUUUUUCAAAGUCAACCUCGAAGAACUCGCUGGCUGACGCCGGCAAGAUGGACGUUGACGACGCUUCCUCUGAUUCCUGCUCAAACUCUGAUUCCGACUCGGACAGCUCCAGCUCCGACUCGGAGUCCGAUUCUGAGACCGACAGCAGCUCGAGGGGCUCGGCCGUGGCCCAGGCUGCCGCCAAGGUGCCGCUCCCCGAGUCUGACAAUUCAUCCUCUUCCUCGGACGACUCCUCAUCAGAUUCUGAAUCUGGGGGCGGUCAUGCCAAGCCUCAAGUCAAGGCCAAGAAGGCAAACAAGGCUGCCACCAAGCAGUCAUCCGAUUCCUCGGUCACGUUGGGCACCAAGUCACCCGAACCCAAGGUGUCGACGACCAACCCCCCUCUGCCACCUGAUCCCGUCAUGACGGCGUCCACCAAUGGCCACAAGAAGCAGCAAAAUGAACGCUUCUCUCGCAUCCCCAAGAACAUAAGGGUGGAGUCCAAGUUUGCGUCCAACGACUACGUGGCGAUGAACUACUCGCAGCGUGCCUACGACGACCUGGUUGUGACUAAGGGCAAGGGCUUCACCAAGGAGAAGAACAAGAAGAAGAGGGGCAGCUUCCACGGCGGCAUGAUCAACAUUAAUGAGAAGAAGGGCAUCUACUUUGAUGACUAG
Hirsutella rhossiliensis is the source of this 1176-nucleotide messenger RNA. RefSeq lists its product as uncharacterized. The coding region runs from base 1 to 1176 and encodes 391 amino acids. NCBI's taxonomy places the organism in Eukaryota, Fungi, Ascomycota, Sordariomycetes, Hypocreales, Ophiocordycipitaceae. The record is from RefSeq and is a predicted model, not a curated record. The transcript is spliced from 2 exons.